GGAAGUGCACAUGUAUUCAUGCGGUGUGCUUGGCUUGAACACAGAAAUAGGAAAAAAUAUCAAAGAUCGCCUUUUUGGUGCAAAUGAAAUGAUGAGUGACAACUUCAAGAAGACACCUGUUAUAAUCAACCUUUAAGAGUGAAUAAGAAUGUCAGGAAUUAUGUUGAACCUGGUUUGUGAGCCUGGUCCUGGAGGCAAAUCAGGUAAAUACAGAGGAAAUUCCAAACAUGAUCGUUUCCUUGGAAGGAGACAUUACCUGGAGCACAAGGGUUUGUUAAAAGAGAAACAAAAUAAAAAGCGAAACAAAAAGAUCCAGCAGCAAAAGAAAAAAAAGUCAAAAAAUGCACAGCUCAACGGAGGAGAUAGAUCAACCCCAGAUGCUAUUUUUCCUAAAUUUACCUCUUGUCUGCCUAAUAAGACCAAUGAGCUGCCUAGUUCUGCAAAUACAUUAACCCAGCAGUCCACAUUUCCAUUUCCAUCCACUGCCAGCACAUCUAAGAGGGACCCGACACACCAAGCGGCACCCCGCACUCUCGGACCAUUAAAAUACGUGGCAUUGGACUGUGAGAUGGUGGGAACAGGACCGAAGGGUUGUAACGGUGAACUCGCACGCUGCAGUAUUGUUUCCUACGACGGUGAUGUUAUUUUUGAUAAAUUUAUCAAACCCCCCAAUCCUGUGACAGAUUUCCGCACUCGCUAUAGUGGGGUCAGGAGACAGGAUUUAUUCAAUGCCACACCCUUCCAUCAGGCACAAAAAGAGAUCUUGAAGAUAUUAACUGGGAAAAUGGUUGUGGGCCAUGCCAUCCAUAACGACUUCAAGGCCUUAAAAUAUUUCCAUCCUGCUUGCCAAACACGAGACACAGCGCGGAUUCCACUGCUAAACCAGAAAGCUGGACUGCCCGAGCAUCAAACUGUGUCUCUGAAAAGGCUCACUAAAGCUAUCCUCAACAAGGACAUACAGACAGGGAAGAGAGGCCACUCGUCAGUAGAAGAUGCCAAAGCCACCAUGGAACUGUACAAAGUAGUGGAGAAUGCAUGGGAGCAAAAACUCUCAGCUCUCAGCCUUUCAGCUAAAGCAAUGGAUCUAGCUCUGAAUCAAAAAUGAUUUGAUUUUUUUAAAAGAUACGUUUUUAACUUGACACCUUUUAUAUCAG
Rhinichthys klamathensis goyatoka is the source of this 1154-nucleotide messenger RNA. RefSeq names its product interferon stimulated exonuclease gene 20-like 2 (gene isg20l2). Gene Ontology annotation, cellular component: nucleus. Bases 149 to 1105 code for a protein of 318 amino acids. NCBI's taxonomy places the organism in Eukaryota, Metazoa, Chordata, Actinopteri, Cypriniformes, Leuciscidae. Gene Ontology annotation, molecular function: nucleic acid binding; 3'-5'-RNA exonuclease activity. The record is from RefSeq and is a predicted model, not a curated record. The transcript has 4 exons.